AUGACAGUAAAAUCCUUGGAGGAGAGUGUUUUACUGGCAAAGGUAACUCACAUAAACUUUCGGAAUGCAUCCAAAGUGUGCGGAAAUGGUGGUGAUAUAUAAAGCCGCUUUUUUUCUUUGAGAGUAUCUCUUGAAAGAGUAUUCGAAGGAGGGGGGUACGAACAGUGAAAGUUAGAUGGAAGGUAACUACGACAAAAUGGCAACGAACACUCUUAAUGUCCGAUUGCAACCUGUGGAGCAGGUGUAAUCUUUUGGCGUUUUCCAACGGGCUUAAUAGCCAAACACUUGGUGUGCGCAAGGGUAGUCAUGCACGGAAAAGGAUCGCUAAUCUAUUCGUACGUCACGUACAUUUUCCAAAACUCUUCUAAAAAACGUCUGACAAAUGCCUCUUUUGCAGGUCAGACUUGAUUUUUUCCCUGCUCCCACAACAUAACUUAAAACCUUUCCACAUGGUAAUUUGCUAAUUUUCUCCUAUUCAAGUUUUUUUUCUGUUUUUAGUCAAUUAUAUCGGAUGAGGCAAUGAACAAGGAACGUGACUUGAGGUGUAUCAAGCGUCGACGCAUAAUCCGUAAAUUUUUUUCACUGCGACUUCACACAUCUUUAUCAGAAGGUGUACCGCUGGCAAAGUCAGUCAUUCUACCACGACCUGUUGAUCCAAAGAAAGUGAAAAGAGACAAGGAAAGACUUAAAGUUAUAAAAAAAAUUGUCAAGGGAACAUGUCAACCCUUCAUUUGA
Messenger RNA from Pocillopora meandrina, 735 nucleotides. The record is from the annotation of a GenBank genome assembly. NCBI's taxonomy places the organism in Eukaryota, Metazoa, Cnidaria, Anthozoa, Scleractinia, Pocilloporidae.